Fusarium redolens is the source of this 1245-nucleotide messenger RNA. Its product is annotated as renal dipeptidase family. The transcript is spliced from 4 exons. The record is from RefSeq and is a predicted model, not a curated record. Gene Ontology annotation, biological process: proteolysis. Gene Ontology annotation, molecular function: metallodipeptidase activity. NCBI's taxonomy places the organism in Eukaryota, Fungi, Ascomycota, Sordariomycetes, Hypocreales, Nectriaceae. The coding region runs from base 1 to 1245 and encodes 414 amino acids.
AUGCCAUCCAUGCAUCCGUACCAGCUGCUGCCAAUUGACGAGAGAGUCAAACGGGUUCUGGCCACGACUCCUCUCAUCGACGGUCACAAUGAUCUUCCUCAGCAGCCCAGAGCUUGCUUCCAUGGUAAAAUACACAAUAAUGAAAAGUUUGACUUGGAAAAAGGCUUCGAGCGUGGAAUGACAGAUAUUCCUCGGCUUAAACAAGGCGGUGUGGGUGGACAGUUCUGGUCUGUCUGCGUUCCAUGUCUCAGAUCAGCCGAGGACUUCACUACCCCAGAGUACUCUGACAUGGCUCGAGAUGCCAUCGAACAAAUUGACCUAACGCUUCGGCUGGUUGAGUCUUACCCUGAGACAUUUCAACUGAUUAGUGGUCCUUCAAAAGUCAAGGAUGUUUAUGCCAGUGGUAAGAUCGCGUGCUCUAUUGGCAUUGAGGGACUGCACAUGGCCGGUAAUAGUAUUGGUAUCAUAAGAGCAUUCUAUAGGCUCGGUGUGAGAUAUUGCACUCUCACUCACGUGUGCAACAAUGCCUUCGCAGAUAGCUCUACUUCAAAGACCGGACCAGUUCACGGAGGACUUUCUGAUCUUGGGAGAGCGGCAGUUAGGGAGAUGAACAGAAUUGGCAUGAUCGUCGAUCUUUCCCACGUAUCAGAAGACUGUGCGAACCAAGCUCUCGAUCUCUCUCGAGCCCCCGUCAUGUUCUCCCACUCCAACGCGAAAGGGGUGUUCGACUGCCCCAGAAAUGUUCCCGAUCACAUUCUUGACAAGGUUCCCGCAAAUGGUGGAAUAGUCAUGGUCACUUUUGUCCCAGAGCAUGUCACAUCGCGCCGACGAGAUGCAAAGAUGGAGAUGGUGAUCGAUCAUCUAUUCUACAUAGCCAAUCGCAUUGGCUGGGAUCAUGUCGGUCUUGGAUCUGACUUCGAUGGAAUCGCCAGUGUGAUCCCAGGACUUGAAGAUGUGAAAUGUUACCCCCAUCUGCUGAAGGCUAUUCUGGAUCGUGGCGCUACCGAAGAGCAACUGACUAUGGUUGUUGGUGAGAAUAUCCUUAGAGUUUGGGCAGGGGUCGAGAAAGUGAGGGAUGAGAUGAAGGCUGAGGGAGUACUCCCAGUGGAGGAUGUGUUUAAGGAUCGGAAGUGGUGGAGAUAUGAUGGGUAUUAUCAGAUGGAAGAUCCAGAUCCUGAGGAUAAGCUUGGACUUGACUGGUAUGGGAAACCACCGCCGGAGGAAGGCUUAUAUCUCAACGAAUAG